AUGAUUAAUAGUUCAUCGGUAAAAGAAGACAUUGUUCAUGAUGUGUUUGAUUUCACUAUUACUUCAUCCAAGCAGGGUUCAGAAUCUCAUGAGAAUCGAUCCGAGAACAUGAGCUCACCACCACAAAAUAAAUCUGAAAAAAAUCAUACGACGGAAAUUUUGCUGACGCCCGUCAGUGAAAAUCAUGUAUCCGGAAAUAAUGAUAAGAAAGAUUCUAUAACUAUACUUUCGGUAUCAAGAAAAUUUACCGAUGAUAAUCGAGAUAAGGGUAAGUGUAUCAACGAUUCUUCAGCUGAUUUACCAGAAACUAAAGUAAGCAUACCUACUAAAUCUCAGCGUGAAUGUACUGGCUCACACCAAACCUCUAAUUCAUCUAGUUCGAAAGUGAAGGCAAGUAUAUCUACCGAAUCUCAGAUAUCUGAUUAUUCUUCUGAUUCGGCACGAGCCAGUAUGACAGUGCCGAAAAAAUUACCAGAUAUAACUCUAGAAGAAUCAUUAGAAACCAAGUCAUCAACUACUGUUAAGCCACUGUCUCCUGAAAGGAGGAUGCUUCGCAUCUGA
Molecule: messenger RNA, 561 nt
Organism: Dentiscutata erythropus
Lineage: Eukaryota; Fungi; Glomeromycota; Glomeromycetes; Diversisporales; Gigasporaceae
Source: the annotation of a GenBank genome assembly